Molecule: messenger RNA, 8612 nt
Organism: Heterocephalus glaber (naked mole-rat)
Lineage: Eukaryota; Metazoa; Chordata; Mammalia; Rodentia; Bathyergidae
Source: RefSeq, a predicted model, not a curated record
GGUACCGCCCCCCCCCCCCGCCGCGCAGCGGCCGCUCUGUAACACGUCCCCAGGAGACUCGCAGGAGCAACACGUGAUGUGUCUACUUAUCAGGCCCACCGGUCCCCACCGCAUCAUGCCUGGGAGCCAAGCGCCCCGCCGGGCCAUUUUAUAUUCACUGCCACACGCCUGGCACCUGGUGCUCUGUCAGUACUGGACAAAGGAAUGGAUGAGGCGAGGGUCAUUUUACCUGUGUGGCAGGUGGAAUUCAUUAACUCCAGGAAUGACUACAGUCACCAGUCACAGAGGAGCUGAAGGCCAUUGUGUGACAAGUUAGGAAGAGGUUUCUGCUCCCACCUGCUCGGCCACUGGCAGCCAUGCAGCCCUCAACAACGUCUCCGUGUCCUCAUUUCGAAAGAGAACUAGAUUGAAUUCAUUAGAUGAGAAGCAUUUCAGCAUACCUCUGACAUAGGUUACUGCCACUCUGUGCUCCAGAAGUGGUGGCUUUGAGGUGUGACUCUGCCUCCCUUUGGGCCUAGUCAGGGUCGGCUCCUCGGUAAAGGAGGGCAGCGUGAUAAGGAAAACAGUGACGAGUGACACCACAAGAAGGAAGAAGCCAACACAGAAUCAUCCCUGCCACGCAUGGAUGAUAAUAGUAGCCGGGGGAAGUUUUGAAGUUUGUCACUGCGGGCAGAAAAUGGAGAUCUACGGCAGAGGCUUCCUAGAGGUGUAAACCCCUGUCCCAAUGACGUCAAGUUCUCCCAUUGGCUUGGAAGGCUCAGACCUGUCUUCCAUCAACACCAUGAUGUCAGCAGUAAUGAAUGCAGGGAAUGUGGCAGAGAAUGGCGGGAGCCCUCAGGGGAUUAAGUCCUCUUCAAAGCCUCCAGGACCAAAUCGGAUUGGCAGAAGGAACCAGGAAACGAAAGAGGAGAAGUCUUCCUACAACUGCCCGCUGUGUGAAAAGAUUUGCACUACCCAGCACCAGUUGACUAUGCACAUCCGUCAGCACAACACGGACACUGGAGGAGCCGACCACUCGUGCAGCAUCUGCGGGAAGUCGCUGAGCUCGGCCAGCUCCCUGGACCGCCACAUGCUGGUGCACUCUGGAGAGAGGCCUUACAAGUGCACUGUCUGUGGCCAGUCCUUCACCACCAACGGGAACAUGCACAGACAUAUGAAGAUUCACGAGAAGGAUCCCAGCAGUGCUACAACUGCAGCCCCUCCAUCCCCUCUGAAGCGCAGGCGGCUGUCCUCCAAGAGGAAACUGAGUCACGAUGCUGAGUCAGAGAGAGAAGACCCAGCACCUGCUAAAAAGAUGGUGGACGAUGGACAGUCAGGUGACGUGGAGAAGACAUGUGAUGAAGUCUUUCACUGCCCAGUGUGUUUCAAGGAGUUUGUUUGCAAGUACGGACUGGAGAGUCACAUAGAGACCCAUUCAGACAACCCACUAAGAUGUGACAUUUGCUGUGUCACCUUUCGAACACAUCGAGGACUGCUGCGUCACAACGCCCUUGUCCACAAACAGCUUCCCAGGGAUGCGAUGGGAAGACCUUUCAUCCAGAACAACCCUUCAAUUCCCGCUGGCUUCCAUGACUUAGGCUUCAUGGACUUCUCCUGUAGGAGGUUUCCUCGCAUUUCUCAGGCCUGGUGUGAAACAAACCUGCGAAGGUGCAUCAGCGAGCAGCACCGCUUCGUCUGCGACAGCUGUGACAAGGCAUUCCCCAUGCUCUCCUCGCUCGCCCUGCACAAGCAGACUCAUGUCACCACGGACCCGGGCCGGGAAGAGCCUCAGGCUGACGUGCUGGCCAGUGAUGCCCUGGACCAGAAGGUCUUCCUGGCCUUGCUGGGCCUGCAGCACACCAAAGACGUCAGGCCCGCACCCACCGAGGAGCCCCUGCCGGACGACAACCAAGCAAUACAGCUGCACACACUCAAGUGCCCACUACCUCAGGACCCCGGCUGCACCAGCGUGCUGAGUCUGUCUCCCUUCGAAGCUACCUCCCUGGGAGGCUCUCUCACGCUGCUCCCGGCCACCAAGGAGGGCAUGAAGCAUCUCUCCCUGCAGCCCUUCCAGAAGGGCUUCAUCAUCCAGCCGGACAGCAGCAUCGUGGUCAAGCCCAUCUCCGGGGAGUCGGCCAUCGAGCUGGCGGACAUCCAGCAGAUCCUGAGGAUGGCGGCCUCCGCCCCGCCUCAGAUCAGUCUUCCGCCCCUCUCCAAGGCCCCGGCCACGCCGCUGCAGGCCAUCUUCAAGCACAUGCCCCCUCUGAAGCCAAAGCCCCUGGUCACGCCCCGCACGGUGGUGGCCACCUCUACGCCCCCACCCCUCAUCAGUGCGCAGCAGGCCUCCCCGGGCUGCACCAGUCCCAGCCUGCCCCCACGGCCGCCGAAGGGCUCGGUGGAGGUGGCCGCCACCGCCCACCUGCUGCAGUCCAAGUCGGGGGCUCAGCCUAACUCAGCCCUGCAGCUCCCCCUGCAGCCGCCACGCGCAGAGCUGCCAGGCUCACCCGCGAUGAAGACACAGCUCGAGCAGGACAGCAUCAUCGAAGCCCUGCUGCCGCUGAGCAUGGAGGCCAAGAUCAAGCAGGAGAUCGCGGAGGGCGACCUCAAGGCCAUCAUGACGGGGCCCGGCGGCAAGAAGGCGCCCACUGUCCGCAAGGUGCUCUACCCCUGCCGCUUCUGCAACCAGGUGUUCGCCUUCUCGGGGGUGCUGCGUGCGCACGUGCGCUCCCACCUGGGCAUCUCCCCCUACCAGUGCAACAUCUGUGACUACAUCGCGGCCGACAAGGCGGCGCUCAUCCGCCACCUGCGCACGCACAGCGGUGAGCGGCCCUACAUCUGCAAGAUCUGCCACUACCCCUUCACCGUCAAGGCCAACUGCGAGCGCCACCUGCGCAAGAAGCACCUCAAGGCCACGCGCAAGGACAUUGAGAAGAACAUCGAGUACGUGAGCAGCAGCGCGGCCGAGCUGGUGGAUGCCUUCUGCGCGCCCGACACCGUGUGCCGGCUGUGCGGGGAGGACCUGAAGCACUACCGCGCCCUGCGCAUCCACAUGCGCACGCACUGCGGCCGCGGCCUGGGCGGCUGCCACAAGGCCCGCAAGCCCUUCGAGUGCAAGGAGUGCAGUGCGGCCUUCACUGCCAAGCGCAACUGCAUCCACCACAUCCUCAAGCAGCACCUGCACGUGCCCGAGCAGGACAUUGAGAGCCACGUGCUGGCCACGGGCAGCGGCCCUGGCAGCGCGGAAGCCUCAGGGAGGGGCCCGGAAGCCGGCUGCAAGCCCCUCGCUGCCUUCCUGGAGCCCCAAAAUGGCUUUCUUCAUGGGGGCUCCCCUCAGCCGCCCCCGCCCCACGUAGCUGUCAAGGUGGAGCCGGCCAGCAGCUUUGCAGUGGACUUCAACGAGCCGCUGGACUUCUCUCAGAAGGGCCUGGCGCUGGUGCAAGUGAAGCAGGAAAACGUGCCCUUCCUGAGCCCUUCUUCCCUGGCCCCCUACGACUGCUCCAUGGAGCCCAUCGACCUGUCCAUCCCGAAGAACUGCAGGAAAGGAGACAAGGAUGCAGCUGUCCCUGGCGAAGCCCAGAAGCCAGAGCAGGAAGGGGGAAGCGCUGAGCAGCCGGCUUCCUGUCCACCGCCCUGCUCGAUCCUGCCCCCGACUUUGGGGCCCGCCGGGACCCUAGAGGGCCCUGCAGCCGCUGUGGUGACGGCCGCGCCCCUGGACCCCCACGCUCAGCCCCUCCAGGGCUCCGUGCAGCUGGCCGUGCCCAUCUACUCGUCGGCGCUCGUCGGCAGCCCUCCCGUCCUGAGCAGCCCAGCGCUGCUGCGGCCCCUGCGGCCUAAGCCCCCCCUGCUCUUACCAAAGCCCUCUGUGACGGAAGAGCUGCCCCCACUGGCCUCCAUCGCCCAGAUCAUCUCAUCCGUGUCCUCGGCCCCCACCCUGCUCAAGACCACCAAGGUGGCCGACCCAGGCCUGAGGAGCGGCAGCGGCGGCAGCGCGGCAGCCGUGGGCGGCUCAGGCGGUGCCGUCCCCAGAGCUGCAGCCACACCCGCGGACCCCGGGAGCCCGAAGGAGUGUGGCGACCCGCCUGCUGUGGCCAGCAGCCCAGAGGCGGCCUCCCCGACUGAGCAGGGCCCGGCCAGCUCCUCCAAGAAGAGGGGCCGCAAGAAGGGCGCGAAGAGCCAGCCCGGUGCCAACCACGGUGGGGUGGACCUGGACUCCAGCGGGGAGUUUGCCAGCAUUGAGAAGAUGCUGGCCACCACGGACAGCAACAAGUUCAGCCCGUUCCUGCAGACCACGGAGGACCAUGCUCAGGAGGAGGCGGCCGGGGGCCCCACCGACCUCCAUGGGCCCAGCGAUGAGGAGCAGGGCGGGCCCCCCGAGGACAGGCUGCUGAGAGCGAAGCGGAACUCCUACGCCAACUGCCUGCAGAAGAUCAACUGUCCCCACUGUUCCUGGGUCUUCCCUUGGGCCAGCUCCCUGCAGAGGCACAUGCUCACACACACCGGUCAGAAACCUUUCCCUUGUCAAAAAUGCGAUGCCUUCUUUUCUACCAAAUCUAACUGUGAACGCCACCAGUUGCGCAAACACGGAGUUACCGCCUGCUCCCUGAGAAGAAACGGGCUUAUCCCCCCCAGAGAGAGUGAUGUUGGAUCCCAUGAUAGCACAGCCGUGUCUGGAAGGGUAGCAAUAUGCGCUGUACUCGCUUCGCUCGGCAUUCCAGUUGUGUGGGAGGAAAACGCACUGGGCCCGCGCUGUCUGCAGAGGGGCGGAUGGAGCCGCUGUGGACGCAGAGCUUCAUCAGGACUUGGUCUGAGCUUCACCUCAGCCCCAAGAGCUAGCCUGUGGAUGUGUUUGCUUUACAGCCAGUCCGACACCGAGAUGUUGGCGGCCACCAGCGAGGUGCUGGAUCUCACGGCCCGGGACCGCGAGCCGCCGCCAGCAGAGGGCGCUGCGGAGCCCAGCCAGGCCCGGGAGGAGCCCGCAGAGGAGGAGGAAGAGGAGGAGGAGGAAGAGGAGGAGGAAGAGGAGGAGGAAGAGGAGGCCGAGGGGGCUGAGGCGGCCUCCCCCAGGCCUGGGGAGAAGGUGUCCGAGGAGAAGCUGGAGCCAGAGGAAGAGCGCGGCGCGGAGGACAGCACCGGGGGCGGGGACGCAGACGCGGAAAGCCCGGAGGAAGACUCGGCCAGCAGCAAGAGCCUGGACCUGGACUUGGCCAGCAAGCUGAUGGACUUCAAGCUGGCCGAGGGCCAGGCGGGUGCCGGGGACGGCCCGGGCCCAGCCCCACAGGACCAGAAGCACGCCUGCGACACCUGCGGGAAGAGCUUCAAGUUCCGGGGCACCCUGAGCCGCCACCGGAAGGCGCACAGCCACCAGGAGCCCAGGGAUGGGAAGGAGGCGCCGCCGCCGCCGCCGGAGGACGACGGCCCCCCGCCCGGCCCCGAGUCCGAGGAGAGGCCCGCGGAGCCCCCGCCGGAGGACCGGGCCAUGGGCGCCGCUGAGGGCUCGGUGGAGAAGCAGAGUGAGGAGACGGAGGGCCCCUCGGACGGAGAGGGCGCGGCGGAGAGGAAGUCCUCGGAGAAGAGCGACGACGACAAGAAACCAAAGACAGACUGCCCGAAAGGCGCGGCCAGCAAGGCCGACAAGAGGAAGAAGGUGUGCAGCGUGUGCAACAAGCGCUUCUGGUCCCUGCAGGACCUCACCCGGCACAUGCGGUCCCACACAGGGGAAAGACCGUACAAGUGCCAGACCUGCGAGCGGACCUUCACCCUGAAGCACAGCCUGGUGCGGCACCAGCGGAUCCACCAGAAAGUCCGGCACGGGAAACACCCCGGGAAGGACAGCGACAAGGACGAGCGGGCGGAGGAGGACAGCGAGGGCGAGUCCACCCCCAGCGGCGGCAACAACGGCGCUUCCGAGAGCGAGGCCGAGGCGGCUCCCGGCACCAGCGGCCGCGCAGCCGUCACCCGGAGCAGGAAGGACAAGGAGCAGGCGCGGGAGCAGGUGCAGGAGCAGGCGCAGGGCUCCCCGCGGGACCCCGGCCGGGACAGCCCCGCCGCCCUUGUGCAGGACCUGCUGGAGCUGUGCGGCAAGCGGCCGCCGCACCCCAUCCUGGCCGCCGAGGGUGCCUCACAGCUCCUGGGGCUGCAGUGAGGCCACCAGCAGGGUGCGCCCGGUGCCCCUCGGUGUCCGAGGGCCAGGAGAGGCAGCGCGCGGCCGCAGCUGUGCCCAAGCCUUCCCGCGGGCAGCCCGGCCGUGCCAGUGCCUUAACUACUCCGGUCUCGGUCUCCGUCACCUCGGGUGUGGGCUUCUCCCAGAGCGACCUUCGCCUUCGCCUGCCUUCGCAGAGCUUGUUGUAAUGAAUUGUUCCGGGAGCUCCCCGCCUGAGCAUUAGCGUUGUCUUUUGUACUGGUGUGUGUACAGUUGUCUUUGUGAAUCUGUGAUCGUACUGUUUGUUCUGCGAGCUGGAAACAGCAGAAGAAAACACGCCGUUGAAUACCCAGAGCCAAUAACUGGAAGAAAACGAGGUGAAUUUCAUGUCAUUGCCCGGAGUGGAAGUGGAUGCCAUGCUGACUUGUCACGCGGACAUUUCUCUUGUUCCCUGAGUGACAGAGGAGCUGUGACCUGGUCCUUGGUGUCACCGGAUGUGGCCGAUGAAGGUUGCAAUGUUAUUCCAGCCAAAACCAGGAAAGAUUUGUAGCUUCGCCUUCAUACGCAUUUCCAUUCUUCCUGCGUUGGAAGUGGUCACUGUACAAGUUUCAAGCCCUCCAUUCUUGAUUUACAGAGAAGAGUCACCUCCCGCCUCCUAACCUAUGGAAGAUACGCUUGGAUGUUAUACAGUUCAUCCCCUCCCCAUUCCCCAUUCAGUAUAUGUUAUUAUUAAUAUUAUUAUUAUUAUUAUUAUUAUUUUUAGUUCAUCCGUUUGCUGGGCUCUGCAGUCAGCAGAAACAAGUGGGCAAUAUUUGUCCUGGGGGACCUGUGCCACCCCACCCCCCCGUCCCCCCAUCCCUGCGCGCUGUGUGCCUGAUGCUCUCGCCAGCGCACUGCAGUGACUGCUCUUCUACUGUACCUAGACAAGCCCUCCUUCCGUGACUGCAGGAUCCAGCGGGCCGGGUCCUCGGGGCUGGGAGACGCCCCGCCAACCCCAUCCUGGCCCCGCCCCAGCUGUGCUACUGUCCUUUGAAAAGCAACAAGAUACUACUACUGGUAAUAAAACUACGAGCAAGGUGGAGGACAGGUUUGUGUCCCCUUCCUGCGACGUGGGGCAGUGCCAGAAGAUGACACGCUGUCUUCGGUCCUCACGGGAAAGGCGGGAUGGCUCCCUCCACUGAGCACCCCACGCGGGCAUGGAUGGCGGCCAGGCCGUGCUGACCUGUGCCCGGCGCCCCUUGGCCCUCACCGCCUUGCCCCGGCGCAGCCCUUCCACCUCUCCAGUGCAACCACUGGAGCGCGCCCACCCCACGCGGCCUCACAGGAAGCUGGCCUGGAGACUGUGGAAAGAGCCUCUCUGCAGAUGAAAAAGGCCGAGGUACAUACGAUGUUUGACUGUAUCCGGGCUGUGCGAACCAGUUUAAAAGUGAGGUUUUCUUUACUGUAGAGGGGAGUGCACAUCAGAACCAAUGAUCCCGUGGUGUCUUCUAAGUUAAAACCAGUUCGUGCAUCCCUUAGUUAUUUUUUAUUAUUAUUACAAUUGUUGUUGUUAUUUUCAUUGUUAUCAUUAUUUGGGGUUUCUUGUGUUGUUUUUCUUCGCAACUCUCCACACUAAACUCGCAAUCUUGUGGGGAGAAGCCAGGACUAAACUCUCCGCUGCAGUGAGAUGUAGCAGGGCUCGGCCCUGGCGACCGCGUGCCAGGGCUGCCGCACAGUGAUCACUAUUGACUUAAAGCUUUAUUUACCUGGAUCUCUACCCUCCUAGUCAAUAAGGUCUUGCCACGUUUUAUUAGUGAGGUUGAGAAAUGUAUUAUUUGUUUGUUGUUCCACCCCUCCCCCAAUAUUAAACUGUGAAAUUUGUGAUUGGUUUAAACGCUGGGUGAAUCAUAGCUUAGUUUGCAUGUCCAGCUAAUUUGUUCCUAUACAUUUUGUUUGAUUCUCUUUCUCCUUCUCUCAGGGCUUUUACAAAAAAAUAUAUAUAUAUGGAUCUUCUGAAAAGUUUUUUGAGGUGCAAGUUGUUUUCUCUUUUGUUUUUUCCUCUUUGAUUAAUGGACACAAUGCUGAGAUUCAAUCACUACAUGAAACACCUGGCUGUGAGAACAGAACAAACACCCAGGAGCUGUUUCCAAACAGCCCCGCAGCCCCGAGACAGUCGGAGGCGGCCUCAGAUUCAUCUUCAUCGUCUCUCUCCUCUCUCCCUCCAAGAAGGAAGUUGAUCCUAGUGAUUUCAGCCCAUGCAUUAAACAGGAAGCAAUAAUAAAUAUGUAGAAUUCAUAUUUUUCUAAAGGGAACUUAAAAACUGCUGCUACAUGUUAUGUACAAAAUUGGUUUAUGCCACAUGAACAGAGAAUCACAAGGUUGGUUUUGGUACUUUUUGUUCCUCUUUGUACUCAGUUGUAUAGAACUUCCAAAUCCAGAAUGAAAAGAAAGCUGUUCUGUAUCGAACCAUCUAAGCAAUAAAUGUUAUAUUUUAAAAACGGCAGAUUGCCGGUCA